Molecule: messenger RNA, 909 nt
Organism: Penicillium canescens
Lineage: Eukaryota; Fungi; Ascomycota; Eurotiomycetes; Eurotiales; Aspergillaceae
Exons: 1
Coding region: 1-909 (302 amino acids)
Biological process (GO): positive regulation of transcription by RNA polymerase II
Molecular function (GO): DNA-binding transcription factor activity
Source: RefSeq, a predicted model, not a curated record
AUGAUCACCCAACACCUGGAGAAUUUCGCCGUUUGUGGACUCCCGCCGUUAUUUGAGUUGAGUCUUCGCACAAUUGCCGAGCAAGCAUCUACACUGCGGCAGACCGCCGAUUUAUCCGACACAUUCCCUUUCGCCAGAUGGGCGGAGGAGUUCAAACACAAAUUAGCAGGAUUCAGCUUCGCCUGGCCAGCCUACAGCUCUUUGGUGUCUGCCAUGGAAAGGUGGCAGCUAUCUAAAGAUGUUACUGGGCCAUCUGCAUUCUCAGGUCAAGUGGGAAAUGCACCUGUGUUGCCAUUGCAAGGAAGUUCUUCUGUUCUAGGCUCUAUGCAAACUCCAAAUGGAGCUCGUGGCUUAGUUUCCAAUAGCGAAGGCCAUUACGCCUCUUCCAUUAUUGGCAUCAGCAUGCCAGUCGAUGCACAGUCCAUAACACCUAAAGAUACGGUGAUGGAGAACGCAGAUUUGGGCAUGAUGGACGUGUCUAUGCAACGGCCGAUGGAAGCCCAACAAGUCAUACCAGAUCAAGGAAUUCCGCGCAGUGGCCCAGACUCCAUGUAUGCCCCGAAUAGCGCACAGUCACAGCCGCAACAAUCACAACAACCUCAAACGCCCGACUCGACAAGCUCUAACUCAAUGAUGCCCGGAAAUGCUGCAUCUAUAGGUAAUAUCGAUGCUAUCUUCAAGGAUCUCGCAUAUCUCGAUACUACGGAAUGGGCUACCAACCGCGAAGCUGGCUUGAAGGACUUUGGCUUCUUGGAUGAUAGCACCUUCCAGGCCUUUUGUCAUGAUCCAGAUCGGUUGGUUGGGUCACAACCUUUGGUUCAUCCGCCUUCCAUUGCAGAUAUUUGGCCGCCUCCUGGGUUCUUCCCAGAGACCUUCCAGGAGGCCCCUGAGGAAUCUAUGGCUGGCUGA